Myotis daubentonii (Daubenton's bat) is the source of this 487-nucleotide messenger RNA. RefSeq names its product prefoldin subunit 6-like. NCBI's taxonomy places the organism in Eukaryota, Metazoa, Chordata, Mammalia, Chiroptera, Vespertilionidae. The record is from RefSeq and is a predicted model, not a curated record. The transcript has 2 exons. The coding region runs from base 1 to 408 and encodes 135 amino acids.
AUGGACGGAUUGUGGGGGUCAGGGGGCACGUGUCUUUUCUCUAAUAAAGUCUUUCCUGGCACCCACACUCCCCCACCCCCAGACCUGAGUAAAUCCAUGUCAGGGCGGCAGAAGCUUGAAGCACAACUAACAGAAAAUAAUAUCGUGAAGGAGGAACUGGCCUUGCUGGAUGCGUCCAACGUGGUCUUUAAACUUCUGGGUCCCAUGCUGGUCAAACAGGAGCUGGGGGAGGCUCGGGCCACAGUAGGCAAGAGACUGGACUAUAUCACAGCUGAAAUCAAGCGAUAUGAAUCCCAGCUCCGGGACCUGGAGCAGCAGUCAGAGCAACAGAGGGAGACCCUUGUGCAGCUGCAGCAGGAGUUCCAGCGGGCGCAGGCGGCCAAGGCAGGGGCUCCUGGCAAGGCCUGACCCUAUGGUCCGGGGGCAGGGGGAACCCAGGCAGCUCUAGGGUCUACACUGUAGCUAAUAAAAUGUGAAGUCACCUGGC